Hyphopichia burtonii NRRL Y-1933 is the source of this 2413-nucleotide messenger RNA. It is a transcript of the gene FAA21, whose product is annotated as medium-chain fatty acid-CoA ligase. The record is from RefSeq and is a predicted model, not a curated record. Lineage: Eukaryota; Fungi; Ascomycota; Pichiomycetes; Serinales; Debaryomycetaceae. Gene Ontology annotation, cellular component: membrane; endoplasmic reticulum. The transcript has a single exon. Bases 218 to 2413 code for a protein of 731 amino acids. Gene Ontology annotation, molecular function: long-chain fatty acid-CoA ligase activity. Gene Ontology annotation, biological process: long-chain fatty acid metabolic process.
GAGAUAUUGUUGAUAUACUUCUUAAAACAGUUGUUGGUAUUGAUAUAUUACUUAAUAGUUGAUAUAUUGAUAUAUUUGUUGAUAGAUUUGUUGAAUAGGGUUGCUCGGUAAAAUUGUUGGCCGAUCAGAUCUUAGAUUUUGCACUUUGUUAGAUCUCGCACAUUAAUUAGCUAAUUAAUCUACUUGAAGUUUCAAAUUAGUAGGGAAUUGAUUUAAGAUGACCCAACCAUUGAUCCAAGAACCAGCUCAUCAGCUUUAUGAAAGCUUGAAGCAAAAUACUCCAUUACCUCAUGAAGAAAGUUCAACGGCAGUUGCCUUGCCUCAUUCUAAAGAAGAUGGGUAUUCUCCCAUUUAUAGAAAUCUCCAUGCUUAUAAGAAAGGAUCCUUACUAAAUGUUCCUCAUGACUGUUUGAAUACGUUGCCCAAGUUAUUAAAAAUGUCAGUAUCGGUCAAUGCUGAUCAAAACUGUCUUGGUACAAGAUUCCGUAAUCUUGAUGGCUCAAUGGGGGCUUAUCAAUGGGAAACUUAUAAAGAGAUUGAUGCUCGAAAGAAGAAUUUUGGUGCUGGGUUAUUUUUCAUUUUGCAAAAUAAUCCUUUCAAAACCAAUAGCGAAGCCCAUUUAAAGAUUGAUCAACAUUUAAAUAUCAAAAAUGGUAUGAAUGAAGAUUCUUUUAUUGUUUCGCUUUUCUCUGCUAAUCGUCGUGAAUGGUGUAUUAGUGAUUUGGCUUGUUUAUCUUAUUCAAUUGUAAAUACUGCCUUAUAUGAUACCUUGGGGCCAGAAACUUCAAAAUAUAUUUUGAGUAUUACGGAAUCUCCUGUCAUCAUUUGUUCAAAAGAUAAAAUUUCCAAAAUCAUUGAAUUAAAAGAACAAUUUCCUCAAGAUUUAUCAAAUUUAAUCUCAAUUGUUUCAAUGGAUAAGCUUGAUUUUACUACUAAUUCUCUGGAAGAUCUGUUUUUACACCAACGUUGUUCCAAAAAUAACUUAACUUUAUUUGAUUUUAAUCAAGUUGAAAAAUUCGGUGAAAUUUAUCCAGUUAAAGAAGUUGAACCAACUCCUAAAUCUGUAUAUACCAUCUCUUUCACUUCUGGUACCACCGGUUCCAAUCCUAAAGGGGUUGUUUUAACUCAUCAAAGUGCAGUUUCUGCUAUCACUUUUUGUUAUACUAUGAUUUCGGGUUUUGAUGCAGUGGUUUACUGUUUCUUACCUUUGGCUCAUAUCUUCGAAAGAAUGAAUUGUUUAUUUUCACUUUUCCAAGGGGCUCAUAUUGGUUUACCCCAACUGCCUUCUCCCUUGACUUUAUUAGAUGAUAUAAAAGAAUUGAAACCAGAAAUUUUAUCCUUGGUUCCAAGAGUUUAUACUAAAUUAGAAGCUGCCAUUAAAUCAAAAACUAUUAACAACAAUGAAAAACCUUUAUUACAAAAAAUUUUUAGAAAAGUUGUUGAUACUAAAACAUCUUUACAAUCAAAAUAUGAUGGCGCUGAAGGUCGUCAUUUAAUUUAUGAUCGUUUUUCAAGUGUUUUACGUAAACAAUUGGGAUUUGAUAACCUUCAUACUUUUGCCACUGGUUCAGCUCCAAUUUCUCCAGACACGGUGAAAUUUAUGAAGGCUUCUUUAAACACUGGUAUGUCUCAAGGUUAUGGUUUAACAGAAUCUUUUGCUGGUAUUUGUUGUUCUUUAACCUAUGAUGCAAACCCCGGUUCUUGUGGUCCUAUUUCUGUCACUACUGAAAUGAGAUUAAGAGAAAUUCCUGAAAUGGGUUAUCAUGCAAAUGAUGAAGGUGGUCCUCGUGGUGAAUUAUUAUUAAGAGGCGCUCAAAUCUUUACUCAUUAUUAUAAAGAUCCUGAAGAAACUAGAAAAUCUAUCGAUGAUCAAGGUUGGUUUUAUACUGGUGAUAUUGCCAAGGUUGAUGCAGAAACUGGUCGUAUGUAUAUUAUUGACCGUGUUAAAAAUUUCUUCAAAUUGGCUCAAGGUGAAUAUAUCACUCCAGAAAAAAUUGAAAAUACUUAUUUGAGUCAUAACCCAUUGAUUCAACAAUGUUAUGUCCAUGGUGACUCUUUGAAAACUUUCCUUGUUGGUAUUAUCGGGGUUGAACCAGUAAGUAUUAAAGCUUGGCUCUUUGAUACCUUUAAAAUCAAACUUAAUGAUGAUUCAAAAUUAAUUGAAACUUUAAAUGAUGUCGAAAUCAAAAAGAAGUUUUUAAUUCAAAUUAAUCAUACAACUAAUAAAGUUUUGGGUGGAUUUGAAAAAUUACAUAAUAUCUUAAUUGAUAUUGAACCUUUAUCAGUUGAAAAAAAUGUUAUCACUCCAACUUUGAAAAUUAAGAGACCAAUUGCUUCAAAAUUUUUCGCCAAAGAAUUUGAACAAUUGUAUGAACAAGGUUCUAUACUUAGAAUUGAAGAUUCAAAAUUGUAG